AUAGUGUAUGUUAAAGUAAUAUAGUGUAUGUUAAAAGUGAUAUAGUGUAUGUUAAAGUAAUAUAGGGUGUGUUAAAGUGAUAUAGUGUAUGUUAUAAUGAUAUAAUGUAUGUUAAAAUGAUAUAGUGUAUGUUAAAGUGAUAUAACAGGUCACGUGCCUGGACCUGGUCCACACUAUUUUUAGUGUGAACCGAGUCCACGCAAGUCGAAUUGAUUAUGUAAUUCUAAAAAAGUUGUUCAUAAUUUGUAUGCAAUAUGCCGAGUCAAUUGAAGAAAUUUCACACAAAUAGAACAACGAAUCGAAAACAUGCCGAAAUGACAAAUUUAUCAAUAUACAUCUGCACGUUAUGCUCUAAGCAAAAAAUGAUAGGAGUAAGUAGUAACAUUGCGAAUUCCAGGACAUUGCCUAAUGCACAUUAUGCUAUAAUUCUCUAUUCUUCCAUAUUCACCAUUGUUAGAUAGAGGAAGAACUGAAGAAUGAUAUCAACUGCGAAAUCCAUCCUUCGAAACUCUCUCCUUCGUUCAAAAUUUCACCCUUCAUUUCCAUCACCAUCAUCAUCUCUCCACCUCAAAUCAAUUUUCUCUCUCCUCUCCACCUCCUCCUCCUCCUCCUCCUCCAAUGGCGCUACAAAAGACGAUUACUUCGCCGCUAUCCACCACAUCUCCAACAUCGUUCGUCGCGACAUUUACCUCGAACGAACCCUAAAUAAGCUCCAAAUCACCGUCACAAACGAGCUAGUUUACCGUGUUCUUCGCACUUGUUCUCGUUUCGGAAUUCAAUCUUUUCGUUUCUUCAAUUGGGCGCGCUCUCACCCUAAUUCUCUCUCCUCGUACUCUCCCACUGCAAUCGAAUACGAAGAACUCAUCAAAACCCUAGCUAAAACUCAACAUUGGGAGACAAUGUGGAAGGUUCUUCAUCAAUUUUGCAAUGAAUCUUCCUUGAGUUUUUCCACUGAGGUAAUUGAGAUUAUUAUUCGUGAGUAUGGUAGUAAAGGUUUUAUUGAUGAAGCUGUUAGGGUUUUUAAUUCUUGUACUAAGGUUUUUAAGUGUGAACAAACUGUUGGUGUUUAUAAUUCUUUGUUGUUUGCUUUAUGUGAGGGGAAGAAUUUCUAUGGUGCUUAUUCUUUGAUUAGGAGAAUGAUUAGGAAAGGGACUAGCCCUAAUAAGGAGACUUAUUCGGUGCUUGUUAACGCGUGGUGUAAGGCUGGGAAAUUGACGGAGGCGAAGGAGUUUUUAGAGGAGAUGAGUAGGAAGGGGUUUAAUCCGCCUGUUAGAGGUCGGGAUUUGCUGAUUGAUGGGUUGUUGAAUGCUGGGUAUAUAGAGAAUGCUAAGGGUUUGGUUCGUAAAAUGGCGGAGGACGGGUUUGUGCCUGAUAUUAGGACGUUUAAUUCGUUGUUGGAAGCGAUUUGUAAGUCGGGGGAGUUUGAGUUUUGUAUUGACUUGUUUAAAGAUGUGUGUAAAUUGGGGCUUUGCCCUGAUAUUGAUACAUAUAAGAUCAUGAUCCCAAUUGCUGCUAAGUUGCACAAGUUGGAUGAGGCGUUUCGGCUACUACAUUGCUCUAUUGAGGAAGGUCAUAAGCCCUUCCCGAGUCUAUAUGCACCAAUUCUCAAGGCACUGUGUAGAGCUGGGCAGUUUGAUGAUGCUUUUUGCUUUUUCAGUGACAUGAAGGUUAGAGGGCAUCCGCCAAAUAGGCCAGUUUACACAAUGUUGAUUAGGAUGAGUGCUCGUGGGGGUAGAUUUGUUGAGGCUGCUAACUACUUGGUUGAGAUGACUGAGAUGAACUUACCGCCUUUGUCCAGAAGCUUCGAUAUGGUCACUGAUGGAUUAAAGAAUUGUGGGAAGCAUGACCUGGCCAAAAGGAUAGAGCAAUUAGAAGUGUCGUUAAGAGGUGUUUGAUGUGUUAGAUGAUCGAUGAUCGAUGUGGACAAUUCUAUGGAUACUAUAGGGUCAUCAACCAUCAUGCUUGCUGACGGCAGAGAUGUGACUCUUAGCUCAAAGAGGCAUAUUCAUGGAACUGUGGUACUGUAGCUUUGGAGGCCUACUUGUUUCACCAAAACAUUGGAAAAGAAGUAGCAAGCAAAUGGAGCAUAAUGCACUUCAAAAUCUGGCAAGGGGAACUUUGGAUGGCCAUAUCCCUCAAACUACACAUCGGAUUCAGGUUAUUCAAGUCGGAGCUGAAACUCAUCUCAAUAGCUUCCAAUGGCUAGUCAUAAGUUUGAUUAGGAGCUAAAGUGAGGUAGAUAUGCGCCUUUUAAGAUGGGGGCUGUCCAGGCUUGGUGCUCUCGCAGUCCUGCACCAACCAAAAAUUCUCAAAAUUGGCAGGAAAAUUGGUGCUCCUGCACCAUUUAUACCUGUGCACCCUCACAUUUGGGGUCUGAUGAUAUUUUGAGGCUCGUGUGCCCUGUUUCCGUACCUAAUAUAAAUAUCCCAAGGUGUCUCUUUAGAUUUGAACUUCUUUCAUAUUUUAGAUUUUGCCAUCUUAGAUCUAGUACUUCUAGGAGAGAUGAAGCUUGAGAUUUUAGCAUUGAUAAGCUUAUUUUGUCAUCUAAUCUUGGAUAUUCUACAACUUCCAUCUCUAGAAUCUCUACUUUGUUUGUUAACUUUUCUCAUGCUUAUUUAUCUGUGGGUUUCCAUGUUA
Beta vulgaris subsp. vulgaris (sugar beet) is the source of this 2637-nucleotide messenger RNA. Its product is annotated as pentatricopeptide repeat-containing protein At5g18390, mitochondrial. The transcript is spliced from 2 exons. Gene Ontology annotation, molecular function: protein binding. Bases 477 to 1895 code for a protein of 472 amino acids. Lineage: Eukaryota; Viridiplantae; Streptophyta; Magnoliopsida; Caryophyllales; Amaranthaceae. The record is from RefSeq and is a predicted model, not a curated record.